Gymnodraco acuticeps is the source of this 2464-nucleotide messenger RNA. Its product is annotated as glutamate receptor ionotropic, kainate 5-like. NCBI's taxonomy places the organism in Eukaryota, Metazoa, Chordata, Actinopteri, Perciformes, Bathydraconidae. Gene Ontology annotation, molecular function: kainate selective glutamate receptor activity; transmitter-gated monoatomic ion channel activity involved in regulation of postsynaptic membrane potential. Gene Ontology annotation, cellular component: postsynaptic membrane; presynaptic membrane; plasma membrane. Gene Ontology annotation, biological process: monoatomic ion transport; modulation of chemical synaptic transmission; synaptic transmission, glutamatergic. The record is from RefSeq and is a predicted model, not a curated record.
GGCCGGAAGCCGGGGUACUUCUCCUUCCUGGACCCCUUCUCUCCGGCCGUGUGGCUCUUCAUGCUGCUGGCCUACCUCGCCGUCAGCUGCGUCCUCUUUCUUGCUGCCAGGCUCAGCCCCUAUGAGUGGUACAACCCCCACCCCUGCCUGCGGGAGAGGAAGAACGUUCUGGAGAACCAGUACACGCUGGGGAACAGUCUGUGGUUCCCGGUGGGGGGCUUCAUGCAGCAAGGGUCAGAAAUCAUGCCCCGAGCCCUCUCCACCCGCUGCGUCAGCGGGGUGUGGUGGGCGUUCACCCUCAUCAUCAUUUCAUCCUACACGGCCAACUUGGCAGCGUUCCUGACCGUCCAGAGGAUGGAGGUUCCCAUCGAGUCUCCUGAUGAUCUGGCUGAUCAGACCAACAUCCAGUACGGAACCAUCCACGGAGGCUCCACCAUGACCUUCUUCAUGAACUCUCGGUACCAGACGUACCAGCGCAUGUGGAACUACAUGUACUCCAAGCAGCCCAGCGUGUUCGUGAAAAGCACCGAGGAGGGCAUCGCCCGCGUCAUCAACUCCAAGUACGCCUUCCUGAUGGAGAGCACCAUGAACGAGUACUACCGCAGCCUGAACUGCAACCUGACCCAGAUCGGAGGCCUGCUGGACACCAAGGGAUACGGCAUCGGCAUGCCUCUGGGCUCUCCCUACAAAGAGGAGAUCACUCUGGGGAUCCUACAGCUGCAGGAGAGCAACCGGCUGGAGAUCCUGAAGAGACGCUGGUGGGAGGGGGGGCAGUGUCCCAAAGAGGAGGACCACCGGGUCAAAGGUCUGGGCAUGGAGAACAUUGGGGGGAUCUUCGUGGUUCUGAUCUGCGGCCUCAUCAUCGCCGUCUUCGUGGCCAUCAUGGAGUUUGUUUGGUCGACGCGGCGUAGCGCAGAGACGGACGAGGUAAAUCUUCAUCAUCACCCUCCUCUUCCUCUCUCAGCCUCCUCCUGCCCCGCCCCCGGCCUCCACCUCAGCUCUAACACCUCAGUCUCAGUGUGUCAGGAGAUGCUCUCAGAGUUCCGUAGCGCUGUCUCCUUUAAGAAGAGUUCCCGCUCCCGCCGGCGCCGGCCCCUUAGCAGCGCGGGGGGGGGCAUCCUGCGCCACCCCUCCCGCCUGGCUCUGGCCACGCCCCGCCCCAUCCGCCUGGUGCGGGAGAUGCGCCUCAGCAACGGCAAAAUGUACGGGGGGGGCCCGGCUCGCUGGGGGGGGCGCCUGGGAGGAGGCUCCGAUCUGGGCCCGGGGCCCCAAGAGGGCUCCUGGAGGACCCGCGGGGCACCAACACCAGCACGCCACCCUCCACCCCCCCCUCCCCCGGUUUUGGCCCUGGUGGGCCCCCCCCGCACCGCUGCGCAGCUUCCUGUCGGUCCUGCAGCCCACGUGCGUGUCUGCCAGGAGUGCCGGCGCAUCCAGAGCCUGAGGAGCGCCCUGCCUCCCCCCCAUCCACCUGCUCUCGCAUCCCCCCCUCACCACCUCCGCCACAAUGCCCACCCCCACCUGCACUAUCACCACGGCUCCAUGUCGCUGCCCCCGCCUCCCCCCGCUCCCCCCCCCAUCCCAGCAGACAGAGCGGACAGUGACGGGGGCCCACAGGAGGGCCAAUACAAACCCCCCCCACCGCCCCGGCCCCUGCCUCUCCCUAAGACACCCAUGUGCCCCCCCACAGACUUAUUGAUGGGGCACAACUGAGGAGAGAGACACCCUCUGGCUCCAAUGACACAGCCAAGAAUGGCAUAUCAGUGGGGGGGGGGGCAAUCCUGACCUGUUUGCAGGGUCCUUCAUAAAGACGAAGCCCCUUGGCUCGCAGAUCCUACCAUUAACCUUUCCACAUGGGGGUUCAACAACACUGUUACAGACGGGGGGGAUAAACUUUACACUUUGGAUUAAAGCGUUCGAGGUGCUCUGAAGGAAGUGCCAAAUGACAUCAUGGUGGGGGUGCUUUUGAAUGUGCCCCCAUUCAGUUCCUCACCUCUUGCCUUGGCCAAUCUUCACGCUCCGUGCCAAGUGAGGAGGACUUCCUUUCUCUGUUUGAAUACUGAAGCAGGUGUUUGUACAGGAGGAGACACACACACAGUAGCAGCUGUACAGUUAUCAGGUCAUCUGUGGGAUCAUUAGCCCUCUGCAGGAUGUAGCUCUUGUUGCUUUUUGUGCAGACGUCUGUAAAGCUGACCAAUCAGUGCUGUGAUUAAGCAGAGUCCACAGAGCUUUAUGCUCAUCUGAAGUCCACUGCUGUGCUGGGACCCUUCUUCUUUACCAAGUGAAGCAUCGUGCACAGGGGAGCCGUUUUAAAACUGACGAGCAGGUGGCGGAACAUAGUUCUUUAUUUGGUGUGUAAAGCAGAGUUCCCGUUAGAAUAUGUUUUCGCCGGUCAACAUGUCCGUUAAAGUUUAAAUCUUCCGGACAAAAUUAGAAAAGUGCCGGUCAAAGGUCUUCUUGUUAUGUA